CUCUGUGCUUGGGUAACACCAAACCAGCCCUCAGCAGAGAGACCUGAAGCGCAGCCCUUCCUCUGGGGAUGACACAGGACUGGCUCUGUUCAGAUUGCAGCUAAACCGGGCCCCCAUCCAAGCCAGAUGUGCAGCCAGCUGAGAGCUGGGAAGAGAGGAGACGCUCAGGCGAUGCCUUGGCACAGCUUCCUGGCCCUAGCCCUGAUGGGGCUGCUGAUUCCACCAUCAGUCCUUUCCCAGGAAUGUCCCAAGUACAAAGUCAGUACCUGCCAAGAGUGCAUCAAGUCAGGGCCAGGCUGUGCCUGGUGUAAGAAGCUGAAUUUUGCUGAAAGAGGAGAGCCCGACUCCAUUCGCUGUGACACCAGACAGCAGCUCCUGCAGCGUGGCUGCCAGGAGAGUGACAUAGUGAAUCCCCACAGCGUGGUCAGCCCAAGACCUGACCCACCUAGCACCAAGAGAUCCCAGCUGACGCCUCAGAAUAUACAGCUCCGGCUGCGGCCAGGUCAGACGGCAGCAUUCAACCUCACCUUCAGGCGGGCCAAGGGCUACCCUAUCGACUUGUACUACCUCAUGGACCUGUCCUAUUCUAUGUACGAUGACUUGAUCAACGUGAAGAAGCUGGGGGGUGACCUGCUUCGGGCACUGAAUGAGAUCACCGAGUCUGGCCGCAUAGGGUUUGGCUCCUUUGUGGACAAGACAGUGCUGCCUUUCGUCAAUACCCACCCGGAGAAGCUGAAGCACCCCUGCCCAACCAAGGACACCCAGUGCCAGCCCCCCUUCGCCUUCAAGCACGUGCUGAAGCUCACUGAUAACUCCAACCAGUUUCAGAGUGAGGUCGGGAAGCAGCUCAUUUCUGGAAACCUGGACGCCCCUGAGGGGGGGCUGGAUGCCAUGAUGCAGGUGGCUGUUUGCCAGGAUGAAAUUGGCUGGCGCAACGUGACUCGUCUGCUGGUAUACACCACUGACGACGGCUUCCAUUUUGCGGGAGACGGCAAACUUGGCGCCAUCCUCACCCCGAAUGAUGGACGCUGUCACCUGAAGGACAACUUGUACCAGGACAGCAACAAGUUUGACUACCCCUCCGUGGGACAGCUGGCACAGAAACUAGCUGAGAACAACAUCCAGCCCAUCUUUGCUGUGACCAAAAAAAUGGUCUCCACAUAUGAAAAACUCACAGAGAUCAUUCCCAAGUCAGCUGUUGGGGAGCUGUCCGACGACUCCAGUAACGUGGUCCAGCUUAUUAAGAAUGCUUACAACAAAUUGUCCUCUAGAGUCUUUGUGGAUCACAGCAUCGUCCCAGACACUCUGAAGGUCACCUAUGACUCCUUCUGCAGCAAUGGCCAGUCAAGUGUGGACCAGCCCAAAGGAGAUUGUGACGGAGUUCAGAUCAACGUGCCGAUCACCUUCCAGGUGAAGGUGACGGCCAGCGAGUGCAUCAAGGAGCACUCCUUCACGAUCCGGCCCCUUGGCUUCACCGACACGGUCAUGGUCCAGGUGCUCCCGCUCUGCCAGUGCGACUGUGAGGGGGAGAGGCUCAGCAGGCAGCAUUGUGACAACAAGGGUUUCGUGGAGUGUGGCAUCUGCAGAUGUGACCCGGGUCACAUUGGCAAGACCUGUGAGUGCCAGACCCACGGCAAGAGCAGCCAGGAGCUGGAGGGGAACUGCCGGAAGGACAACAGCUCGGUCCUGUGCUCGGGGUUGGGGGACUGCAUCUGCGGCUUGUGCACCUGCCACAUCAGCGACAUCCCCAAUAAAUUGAUCUACGGCAAAUACUGCGAGUGUGACAACGUCAACUGUGAGCGCUACGAAAGCCAGCUCUGCGGGGGCUCAGUCCGGGGCAGCUGUGACUGUGGGAAAUGCAAAUGUGAGGAAAAAUACGAAGGGAGCGCGUGCCAGUGUGAAAAGUCCACCCGGGGCUGCCUGAACGCCCGCAACGCUGAGUGCAGUGGCCGCGGCAAGUGUGAAUGCAACGUGUGCAAGUGUGACCCGGGCUACCAGCGCCCACAGUGCCAGAAGUGCCCGGGCUGCCCAUCCCCCUGCAGCCGCUAUGUCUCGUGUGCCGAGUGCAUGAAAUUCCAGACGGGCCCCUUUGCCGAGAAUUGCAGCGUGGCGUGUUCUGGCGUGAUACAGUCCCUGGCUCCUGGCAAAGACCCCUGGUUGUGCAAGGAGCAGGACUCAGACGGCUGCUGGAUGACCUAUAUCAUGGACCAACUGGACGGGCACGAGAAGUACCAGAUCUAUGUGGAGGAAAAGCGAGAAUGCAUAGAAGGGCCCAACGUCCUCGCCAUCGUGGCGGGCACCGUGGCCGGAGUCGUGCUCAUUGGGGUGCUGCUGCUAGCCAUCUGGAAGGUCCUGACGCACUUCAGCGACCUCCACGAAUACAAGCGGUUUGAGAAGGAGAAGCUCAAGUCCCAGUGGAACAAUGAUAACCCCCUUUUCAAGAGCGCCACAACGACCGUUAUGAAUCCCAAGUUUGCUGAGAACUAGGUGGCCCCCAUUCCUGCUGCAAAGCUGUCAAGAGCCCUCCUCCAGUCGCCUUCUGAAACAGCCACAUCUGCCCAGGAGAGCUGUUGCUGGCCCUGGGGGGCCGGCCGCUGGACCUCGGGCUGGAGCCUGGAAGGCGCCUCUCACAGCAGCCACCGAGGCCACUCCAGCUCCCACUCUGUCAUUUGGACCCUCGUGAGAUUCGGACCUGGCUCAAGGACCUGCCCAGUGUCUCUAGCAGGAAUUUUUUCCACCUUCCUUGAGGCCUUGAGCGCUGAGCUGGACAAUCCUGAAGGCGGAAAAAAAAUCUCCCUUCAUAUUCUAUUUGGUCAGACCUCCUCGCCCGUGACUCCUGCAUGCCCACCUUGCCAACCAGGAGAGUAUUUUCUGUCUCUUUCCGCAUCACCCACAUGUCUGAUGGACGUUCAGGGGUCCCUCUGUCCACCCUGGCAGCUUUCACCUGCAUCUUCUACUCGGGGCCUACUACUGACAUUAAGGGGGAUUGAACCUGGUGUGGAGUUUGAAAAUAUGUGACAGAAUGAUCUAGAAGUUCUAGGCAGUCGUGCUGAAAAAUGAAUAGACAGAUGUGUGGAUGGGUGGAUGGAUGAGUGGCUUGUACCCUGAAAUCUGUAGGAGAUGAAAAAGGUCGGUUGGUGAUGUCACCGUGUUGCAGCUGUAUGUGGGAGAGUACAGACCCCCAGGACGUUCCCCCAUUGGGCAUCCGUCAUACUGAAGUAGGUUUUAUAGGCGAGGUUUGGCUAGAAACGACCCACGUCUUAUUAGGCUCCACGUCUGGAAUCUGGCUCGGUGGUUUGGUAGCAGAUACUGACUGGCUGGGUCCUCCCCUCUCCCCACAAAGCAAGGACCCGAGCCAAAACAAGGACACCCUGAAUAGAGUUCAUUGUGCUUCUGGUUUGUUUUUUUAACUUUUAUUAAAAUGCCAGCAGAUUGGUCUCUGA
Molecule: messenger RNA, 3443 nt
Organism: Vombatus ursinus (common wombat)
Lineage: Eukaryota; Metazoa; Chordata; Mammalia; Diprotodontia; Vombatidae
Gene: ITGB2
Product: integrin subunit beta 2
Exons: 16
Coding region: 127-2487 (786 amino acids)
Biological process (GO): cell migration; integrin-mediated signaling pathway; cell adhesion mediated by integrin
Cellular component (GO): focal adhesion; integrin complex; cell surface
Molecular function (GO): integrin binding; amyloid-beta binding
Source: RefSeq, a predicted model, not a curated record